Molecule: messenger RNA, 1839 nt
Organism: Parasteatoda tepidariorum (common house spider)
Lineage: Eukaryota; Metazoa; Arthropoda; Arachnida; Araneae; Theridiidae
Source: RefSeq, a predicted model, not a curated record
ACCGUAUCUGUUUUUAAAGCAAUAAUAAAAACUGAAAUCCGUAAUGUUUUGACGUUUAUGUUUACGAUCUACGAUUUACGGUCAUUUUCUUUUAAAUUACUCUUAUUUUUUCAUUCUUUUUAUAAUUAUUAAUUAUUUUUUUCUAUUAUGAUCGAUCCAGGAAGAAAAUAUAAUGAAUUUUCUUUGCCUAUGGCUGAUGACAAUACACCAAAAAUACAUGAUCUCAUUGCGAAUGGUAAAGAGACUUUAAAAACCUUAAAAGUUUAUGUUCCUACUAUUGAAUAUAACAGCGCAAUGACAUUUGAACAAAACUUAGAGGAAGGUAAAAUCAAACUUAUGAGCGAAUUGCCUGUUAGUGAUAUUAACUCAAAAAAUGACCCAAUUCAAGAAUGCAUGACCUCCUCGAAAAUGCAUCAAGAUUUUUCUCAAUUCAUCCAUAGCAGCAAUCAAAAUAUUUCAGACUUUGAUGCCCUCGUAAAUCCCAAUCUUCAAAGAAUCAAAACAGAGCAACAGUCUAGUUCCACGAAUUAUUUUGAUACUGAUAAUCUUAGUGAUACUUCUCAAGAUGACGAUAAGCAGCAUGUAUGCGAUGUCUGUGAUCAGAAAUUUAAUCGGCGACGUGAUCUUGCUCUACAUUAUUUAACCCACAGUGAAAAGGAAAAGAAGCGUGUCACCACGAAAUGCGACCUGUGCAAAAAAAUUUUAAAACAGUGCAAGUGCAAGAAAAGAGGGAAAAAAAGUCCAAUUACCAAUAACUUCGUUCAGUCGGAUUGUAUUUCUCUAUCUCGACCUCUAAAUGCGAAUACUGUAUUUAUAAAAGCUGAAUCUGUGUCUGGAAAAAGCGAUGUCAUUAAAAGAGAAUUAUUCCACUGUUCUGAAUGUACUCAAGUAUUCGGACUACUUUCUCAAAUGAAACAGCACCUCCUUGCACAUAAGAGGGAAAAAGCCCGUAAAGAAAUGGAAGGAAAAUCUCUUACUUGUAACUUCUGUAACAAAAAAUGUAUGAGUAAAAGUGAACUGUUAUAUCAUAAAUCAACUGUUCAUCCUAGUAAUUCAGAUGUGGUAAGUAAUCAAAUUUAUGCAAUUGAUUCUGAGACCUUUUCGUGUACUGACCUGCAACCCCAAGUUUGCAGUUCUUGCCGAACCGUUUUUAAUGACAUGAACGGUCUCCAAAAACAUUUUAAGCGUCUCGGUUGGGUUUGCGGAAUCUGCAGUACUUAUUUUUGUCUUAAAAGUGAUUUCAAUGCUCAUUGUUUGACACAUUUAGAUAGUGUGUCUUUUGAUAGCAAAAACGAUGAAAUACCAACAACGGAAAGUUUGCUUAAUCCGGCGACUGAAAACAGUGAGACUGGCGUUUUAUCGUGUAAGAAAUGUCCUAAAAAAUUUAAAUUUGUCUGGAUGUUGAACCAACACAAACUUAAACAUACUUUGAGAAAGAAUAAAUUCUGCUUUAGGUGUAAGAGAAAUUUUAAACAUAAAAGGAAUGCUUGUAUUCAUUUCUUCAGCCAUGGAAAUAGUAAGAAGUACGAAUGUGGUGAAUGUGACAAGAUAUUUUAUGAGGAGAAGUGUUUACAAGUUCAUUUGUUUAGAGUUCAUUGAUGUUUUACUGAGGAUAAGCUUAAAUUGUGUGACUGUGACUACUUUUUCAUGGUUUCAGUUUGAGGUGGAAGGUAGAAAUCCUAUAUCCGAAGAAUGGACUAAGUGCCUUUUAUUUACAGAAUUUAUUUUUUUAUUCUAACUAUAUACCUCCUUUUGAAAGACACUAUAUUAAUUUAUAAAAAGUAGUUUGCAUGUUUCAAGAAGUGUAAUCAAAAUAAUAAAAUAUAAUAUGUUUGCUUA